Cynara cardunculus var. scolymus (artichoke) is the source of this 2507-nucleotide messenger RNA. Its product is annotated as phosphatidylinositol 4-phosphate 5-kinase 6-like. Lineage: Eukaryota; Viridiplantae; Streptophyta; Magnoliopsida; Asterales; Asteraceae. Gene Ontology annotation, biological process: phosphatidylinositol metabolic process. Gene Ontology annotation, molecular function: ATP binding; 1-phosphatidylinositol-4-phosphate 5-kinase activity. The transcript is spliced from 8 exons. Bases 1 to 2238 code for a protein of 745 amino acids. The record is from RefSeq and is a predicted model, not a curated record.
AUGAGCAAAGAGCUGACCGGCAUCUUGAAGUCCUGGGAAGUGAAAGUCAAGAAAUCACAAGCAGCUGCAAAGAAAAGGGCGGUCAGCAUCUUCACCACAAUGUCUGUGGCCCAUGUAGAUGAAGAAGCUAGCGACACAGAGGUUUCUCAUGUGGAGAAGAUCUUCUCCAAUGGCGACAUCUAUAUUGGUCAGUGGGCAGCUGAAAACUGCCCUCACGGUGAUGGAAAGUACUUAUGGGCAGAUGGGUGUAUGUAUUUUGGUGAGUGGUAUAAGGGCAAGAGCAAUGGAAAAGGGAAAUUUAGCUGGCCUUCUGGUGCUACCUAUGAGGGUCAAUUCAAGAAUUGUUAUAUGCAUGGUGAGGGUACUUUUACAGGUUCUUUGAAUGAUACUUAUAAAGGUUGUUGGGUAAUGAAUAAGAAACAUGGAAAAGGGAGCACAAGUUAUGCCAAUGGUGAUCACUAUGAAGGGGAUUGGAGGAAGGGGUUACAGGAUGGUCAAGGGACGUAUCAAUGGAAUAGUGGUCAUCAGUAUGUUGGUCAAUGGAAGAAGGGGAAGAUGAAUGGGAAUGGAACCUUGAUUUGGGCUAAUGAGCAACGGUAUGAUGGGACUUGGGAAGCUGGAUUGCCGAAAGGCAAUGGUACCUUUAGGUGGGAAGAUGGGAGUUUUUACGUAGGUGUUUGGGGUAAGGAUCAAAAAGAGCAAAAUGUGAAGUUUUAUCCGUCGACUCCCCCGGUAUCUCAUGAUGAUUGGGAACCUCGUCAGCUGUUUUCAGUUGAGAUGAAUCAAUGUGUGAUUAGUGAGGCUGAGUCCAUUACAGAAUUCCCUUCGGAUAAGGUGUUUAGUUGGUUGAAUGGUGAAGGCAAGCAUCACAAGCGACAAAUCAAGAAGAAUCCCAAAAAUGAUAACAGGGGUGGGAGACAAUCUGUUGAUGGAAGGGUUAGCAAUGGUGAUGGUUUGGGGUCAGAUGGGGUGGGCAGUGGACAUAUUCAUGGGUUGGGAAUUAGACCACAUUUGGCAGAGAGGCAAGGGAUCACAAUAUGCAAAGGCCAUAAGAAUUAUGAGCUCAUGCUCAAUCUACAGCUUGGGAUAAGACAUUCUGUAGGGAGGCCUGCUCCAACUAAAUCUCUUGAUUUGAAGCCUACAGCUUUUGACACCGAGGAGAAGUUAUGGACCAGAUUUCCACCCGAAGGAUCCAAACAUACUCCACCUCAUCAGUCAUGCGAUUUUAGAUGGAAAGACUAUUGCCCGUUGGUUUUCAGGACUCUUAGGAAAUUGUUUAAUGUGGAUCCAGCUGACUACAUGUUAUCGAUUUGUGGAAAUGAGGCUCUUCGGGAACUCUCUUCUCCUGGAAAAAGUGGCAGCUUCUUUUACAUGACGAAUGAUGAUAAGUACAUGAUAAAGACAAUGAAGAAGGCAGAAGUGAAAGUACUAAAGAGGAUGCUUCCAGCAUAUUUCGAGCAUGUGAAGAACUUUGAAAACACCCUUGUCACGAAAUUUUUUGGAUUACACUGCGUGAAGAUGGGUGGACCUUCCCUACGGAAAGUGCGGUUUGUUAUUAUGGGAAAUUUGUUCUGUACUGAGGUACCUAUUAGCAGGCGGUUCGACCUGAAAGGAUCUUCCCAUGGCCGAAUAACGGAUAAACCCGAGUCUCAAAUCGAUGCAAAUACUACCCUCAAAGACCUUGACCUCAAUUUUAUCUUCCGGUUACAGAAAGAUUGGUUUCAAGAGUUCUGUAGGCAAGUGGAGCGGGACUGCAAUUUUCUUGAACAAGAAAGAAUUAUGGAUUACAGUCUUUUAGUCGGUAUUAGCUUUCAAGAAUGCAAUCAGGAGUUAUCAGCCGAUGAAGGCUGUUUAUCCGAAUCUUGUACUCCCAGAGGGAACGUUGAACCGGAUAGCAGAGGGACAACUCCUAGAGGUUCUUCAGCAGAUACGGAUGAACCUCUCAAUCCUACACGGUGGGCAUCUGUAAGGCUCGGCAUUAACAUGCCUGCACGGGUCGAAUCCACCGUCAGAAAUCACGAGACUCAGUUAGUUGGAGAACCAACCGGAGAAUUCCACAACGUUGUCCUCUUCUUCGGUAUAAUAGACAUUCUACAAGAUUACGACAUCAGUAAGAAGCUCGAGCAUGCUUAUAAAUCUUUUCAAUACGACCCGACUUCCAUCUCCGCCGUCGACCCCAUACAGUACUCAAAACGGUUUCAUGAUUUCAUAUUUAGUGUUUUCAAAGAAGACAGCUAAAGUUUUUUUCAGCUGAAGAGCUGGUGAGCCUAAAAUGUACAGCCCCGGUCAAAGACGGAUUUGAUCGUUGACCGUGAUUACCGGUGUCAGGUCCGAUCGUUGAUGAUAAAAUGUAUACAUGCAUACAUACGUAUAGCAGUUUCCGGUACGAUUUUGGUCUGUAUUUAUAUACUGGAUUGAGUUAUAGAAUAGGGUUAUAGUUGUUAGAGGUUAGUGAAGUUGUAGAUGUUAAAAGUGAUGAAUGAGUUCAAAAUGUGUAGUAAUGUUGU